Ipomoea triloba (trilobed morning glory) is the source of this 681-nucleotide messenger RNA. RefSeq lists its product as uncharacterized. The record is from RefSeq and is a predicted model, not a curated record. The coding region runs from base 1 to 681 and encodes 226 amino acids. NCBI's taxonomy places the organism in Eukaryota, Viridiplantae, Streptophyta, Magnoliopsida, Solanales, Convolvulaceae. The transcript has a single exon.
AUGGAACCUGGUGUGCAUCAAGAGCAAUUGGAAGAGUUUGCUAAUUGGCUAACUUCAAUAGGUGAUGGUACUAUUGGAGUAGAUAAUGAUGGUUACGCUGAGUUUGAUAUCCCAUCAAAAUUGUUGUUGCAAUCGGAUGAUGAUCCUAUUUCCACUAUUGUUCGGAGUAUGUUCCCCAACUUUACUGAUGCCAACAUGGGUGGAAGUUGUUUUAAGAGUAGUGCAAUUCUAGCACUAACAUUAGAGGUGGUUAAUGAAGUGAACCAAUAUAUGUCAAACUUAACUCAAGGGGAAGGAAAGACAUAUCUUAGUUCAGACACAACCUGUAAAGCAGAUGGUUCUAGUUCUGUGCUAGCUGAUGUGCAUACACCUAAAUUCCUUAAUACCAUAAGAGUUUCCGGCCUUUCAAAUCAUUCUGUGACAUUAAAGGUAGGUUCACCAGUAAUGUUAAUGAGAAACAUUGAUCAUACUCUUGGAUUAUGCAAUGGAAUUAGGUUGGUGGUAACUAAAUUAGCUAACCAUGUGGUUGAAGGAAGCAUAUUGGCAAGUCCGAAUGCUGGAACUAAGGUUUUAAUUGCUAGAAUGACUAUAACCCCAUCAGAUCCAAGAUUACCUUUCAAGUUCAACAUAAAACAAUUUCCCCUAAUGUUGUCAUACGCAAUGACUAUCAACAAGAGUUAA